CGUCCGUCAGUUUCCGCUGUUAUUUGAAACCGUUUUGAAACAAUAAACAGUGUUGAUCCGUAUAUAAAAUGAUAAAUUAAAGGCGUAAUAGGUUAGUACUUAACCAUCAGUGUUUUAAGGGUUUCAGCUCAGGAUGGAGCAGCAGGAGCAGAGAGAGUGGGAUGCUGUGAACAGGUUGCUGCAGCAUCAUGGGUUCAAACCUGUCAACUUUGCAGAUCCAACAGAGAACAAGAACCUCGCAGAUUUGGUUUUGUUAGACCGCAAGUCUGCUUCUGACUUCCGCAUGAUGUUGAAGACUAUGCUGUCGGAUUCUGAAAGGAGACAAGGUCUAAUUCAAGAGCUCAUUCAGUCCAACAGCCAAUUAAAAGAGGAAGUGAAGCAGCAUCAGACGCGAGCCGCCCAGCAGUCUCAGAGGGCUGUCGAGCUGGAGGGCAUCCUGGAUGGGGUGAAGGUCAAAGUUCAAGACUUAGAGGACUCAUACAUCAGUAAAGCGGCCCAACAGCACGGCCAGUUCCAACAGCUGCAACAGGAAAAGAGAGAUGCUGAGAAGCGCUGUCAGUCUCUGGAGCAGAAGCUUUCUCAGGAGAAGGAGCAAGUGUCUCAUCUGCAGAAGAAGCUCCAGUACGUUGUGAAGGACGAGGAGAGACGUGUGACCCGCCAGAACCAGGCUUUCCAACAGAUCCACCGCAGAUCAGCCCGACACAACUCCACCAGCGACCAGCAAAUUUUGGACGUCAUUGACGUGUACGAGUCCCAAAUACAACAGCUACGUAAUGAACUAAUACUGUAUAAAAGCAGCUCAGGAGAGAAGAAGGACUCCUCAAACUCCCAGAAGAACAGAUCCGCAGUGGAGAAAGAUGCCACUGACUAUUCCUCCAACUAUAAAACCCUUUUAAAGUCAUACCAGGAGCAGCUGAAGGAGACG
Messenger RNA from Pimephales promelas (fathead minnow), 925 nucleotides. Lineage: Eukaryota; Metazoa; Chordata; Actinopteri; Cypriniformes; Leuciscidae. The record is from RefSeq and is a predicted model, not a curated record.